This is a messenger RNA of Dimorphilus gyrociliatus, 1828 nucleotides long. Lineage: Eukaryota; Metazoa; Annelida; Polychaeta; Dinophilidae. The record is from the annotation of a GenBank genome assembly.
CAGGUUCCCAAGUUGCCAGAUGCCAGUACAACACAAAAAAAACCUUUUGAGAUGAAAAAAUUCGUAUUUUGUUAGGUCUGAAUAGAAAAGAGGCCUGUAAUUCACCUGCAGACUACGCCUAUAUUCAGGCGCCAUGCAGCGAUCUCUCUUUAUAGUUUAUGCAGUCACUACCGAGCGCUACACUUGUACACAGCUGAUAUUUACCUAUUGAUUUUCCUUCUUUUCCUAAAUAUCCUUUAUUUACUUCGAUUCAUUCUCAACAAAUUUUCUCAAUUCAGCACCAGCAAGACUAUUCAAAGAGUGGAAGAUAGACAAACGAAAUACCAACAACAGGGAAGAUUGGACAAGAAUACAUUCGUUUCUUACCUACAAUAUCUUGUAUAUACAUAUAUAAAUAUUAGUAUAUUUAUAUAUAUAUAUAUAUAUAUAUAUAUGGAUGCAUAUAGUUCAAUAUAGAUAUUGGCUAUAUUUAUAUUCAUAUGUAGUAUUGGUGGAAGACCCUUUUUCUACAUUCUAAAUACUCCUUGUUUGACGGUAUUGAAAGAGUAUACUCCUUUUUAGAGCUACCUCAUGUCUUCACCUCACUCGGACCUCAUGGGUCAAGUAGAUUUAAUAAAUAAUCGAUCGAGCGAUUUAAAAUCUCCAGGAUCUAUUCCGUCCCUCUCUCCCUCUUCUUCAUCGAUAUCGUCACAUUUUAGUCCUCCAAUUCAAAUUUCCCCUUCGAAAGAUCUAUGCGCCAUCUGUGGAGAUAGGUCGUCUGGCAAGCACUACGGAGUUUACUCGUGCGAAGGAUGCAAGGGAUUUUUUAAAAGAACGGUUCGUAAGGAUCUCACAUAUGUCUGCAGGGACGAAAGGAACUGCGUUGUCGAUAAAAGACAACGAAACAGAUGUCAGUACUGUCGCUACUCGAAAUGCCUGAGAAUUGGUAUGAAAAGAGAGGCUGUUCAGGAAGAGAGGCAGAAGGCUAAGGACAAGAAUAAUGAAGAUCAAGUGGAAUCUUCCACGUCAGUUAAUUCUGAUAUGCCGCUCGAAAAGAUUUUGAAUGCUCAACUAGCGGUUGAGCCGGUUAAUGACACGUACAUAGAUGCCCCUGAUAACGCCAUUCAAAACAUUUGCCAAGCGGCCGACCACCAACUCGUUUCACUAGUCGAUUGGGCAAAGAGAAUUCCACAUUUUAUUGAUUUAAAUCUUAAAGAUCAGGUUGCCCUCCUCAAGUCUAGUUGGAAUGAAUUACUUAUCAUCAACUUUUGCCAUAGAAGUGUGGCAGUCGAGGAAGGUCUUUUGCUUUCAACUGGUCUCCAUAUACAUCGCUCCUCCGCCCAUCAGGCGGGCGUUGGUGUUGUAUUCGACAGGGUCCUAACAGAGCUAGUCGCUAAAAUGAGACAUAUGAAAAUGGACAAGACCGAAUUGGGAUGUCUCAGGACAAUUAUUCUCUUUAAUCCAGACGCGAAGGGUCUAAGAGACGCUAGAAAGAUUGAAUCUCUCAGGGAAAAGGUCUACGGCAAUCUGGAAGAAUAUUGUAAGCAAAAAUAUCCAAAAGAGCCCGGUCGGUUUGCUAUGCUUCUCCUCCGAUUGCCUACUCUCCGAUCGAUAGGCUUAAAGUGUAUUGAACACUUGUUCUUUUUGAAGUUGAUCGGUGACACACCUAUAGAUAAUUUUCUUAUCGAAAUUCUCGAUUACAAUCAACAUUGCCACGGGAAAAGUUAAAGCAACGACACAAUAGGAAACAAAAGAAGCAUCUUCUCACCUUCGACCUUUCACACUUAACGAUAUUAAUCCAUUCAAUUUUCGUAUUUUACGCUUAGUUUUAUCAAUAAUAAAGAGAAAA